AAUUAAUAUAAAUCAAUGUAGAAUUGGUUAAUAAAUAUGGAAAAUUUUUGUCCGUAUUAAAAAAUAAUCCAGCUAUGACAUUACGCAGAAAUAUAGUGCCCACCUUCGUGAUAUUCGUGUAUAAAUACAACAAAGCCUUAGAUGUUAAUGUCAAUGUACACCAUCCAUUUUAUUUGUUUAAUAGACAAUAUUCACAACAAAUUUCCAAUCAGGAUUAUAAGCAAUAUUGUUCAGUAUUACAAGUUCCAGAAAAUAGUGGAGCAAAUGAUAUACGCGAUGCUUUUAUAAAAUUAGCAAAACGAUUUCAUCCAGAUAGUGGUCAUGAAGAAGCUAAUGCUGAAAAGUUUAAGGAGAUUGAAACAGCAUUUAGAAUAUUAAAAAAUCAUCCCCAUACAACGAAGGUGGAUGAAAUCGAAAAGUCAACUGAAAAACAGGAUAUUAAGCAUGUAGCGCCACAACAUAGACAGUAUUUAUCAUUCGACGGUGUGGGCUCAGGAUCGCCAUAUCAACGACAGCAAGAAUAUGCGAAAAAGCGUGCAAUGCAAGCGGCCGAUAAUGUGUUACAGCAUCGUUUAAAUAAAUCAUCCGUUCAGCCAGAAGAUAAAAAACUUAAAACGAAUGAUAAUAAAAACUAUAGACAUAACCAUAAAAUUAAGACGAAAUAUGGUAUAGACCGUAUUGUUGAAGAUUUAAUUCAAGAGUCAAUGUCAAAAGGUGAAUUUAAUAAUCUUCCAGGAAGUGGAAAACCAUUAAAAUUAAAUCAGAAUUUUAAUCCAUAUGUAGAUUUUACAACUCACAAAUUAAAUCAGGUUUUAAUUGAAAAUGGUUUUACACCCGAAUGGAUAACACUACAAAAGGGUAUACGUGAAGACAUAACAAAGUUGAAGAGUGCCCUUGCUGAGGACCGUAAAAUGUUUAAUGCAAUGCCACUGACCGAUGAAGAGGAAAGACGUUGGGAAAAAUGUCUUGAGAAAUAUCACGAUACAGUAGAUAAGAUCAAUAAAAAAAUCCAAUAUUAUAAUUUGGUUGUACCAAUUUUACAAAAACAAAUGGUUAAUGUAAAUAUUAAAAAAUUAAGUAAAAAGAUACUAGAAAAGGGCGUUAGUCGUUGUAAAAAUACUAAUAGCAAUGCAACUGCAAGUACGCAGACAAUAUCUUCAACAAAAACAACCACAAAAUUAAGUAAUUCUGGAUUUUUACGUUUUAUUGGAUCGUUUAUUAAUUUAUGAAAAUCAUCUUGAUUAUUAAAAAAAUGUGAUAUGAUAUUUAGUUGUGGAAUGUGUGAUAAUAUAGGUAUAAUAGUGAAGAAUAACGGGUUCAUAUUUAAAUGAUUACUUUUGUACCUGAU
Messenger RNA from Chrysoperla carnea, 1348 nucleotides. RefSeq names its product dnaJ homolog subfamily C member 28. The coding region runs from base 75 to 1229 and encodes 384 amino acids. The record is from RefSeq and is a predicted model, not a curated record. The transcript has 7 exons. NCBI's taxonomy places the organism in Eukaryota, Metazoa, Arthropoda, Insecta, Neuroptera, Chrysopidae.